GUCCCUCCGCCUUCUCCUGGGCCGCGCUGGGGCUCCUCUGAGGGAAGUCUUAGGCAGCAGAGUACCUAGAGCCUCCCUCCCGAGGCCGGGUGUCGGCAGGUUUUAUGGUUUACUGUUGAAAGAGACAUUGGUAACUAAUUAGGUUUACUGUAGUCAUGUCAGGAUCAGCCCCAGAGGAGCCUCAGACCUCCAUUCCUCAAAGCACAGCUAGUGUUCCUGAUCCUGCUCCGGUUGCUGUCGGACCUGGAGGCUCAAGUGACGUUUCCUUUGGUGAGCAAAAUCUUAGCUUCACCACCACAGACGUCAGCCUGGUGGAGAUGAUGGAAAUUGAGUAUACCCAGCUGCAGCACAUACUUUACUCACAUACGGAGGCACAAGCUAGUGAAGGUGAAGUGGAAGCUAGGCUCAAUUCUUUUUCCUCGCCUGGUAAUUCUGCAGAGCCCCCUCUGCACCAGACCUCACUGAACACCAGUCAGGAGGGGUGUUCAUCAAACAGCUCUGGGAACCAGUCAGUUUACCCAGUUAUCUGUCAGUCAGGAUUACCUUCUGACAGCAAUUUGCUAAGUUCAAACCCACAUUUGGGCUAUGCUGACUUUCAGGAGCUCAGAAUGAUGUUACUUAGCGAGUCUAACCUCCCUUUGAACCAAACAGAUAAAACGCCUAACACUAGCUCUGUAGAAGUCCCGGGACACAGUUUAGUAAAAGUUAAACAUAGUGAAAAUUUUGUUGGGAUGAAUAAAGGAAACAUACUUGUUGAAAAUUCGGCACUGGCACCAGAGCCUAGAUCUAAAUCUGCAGUCAGAGUUCGGUUGGAAGACAGAUUCAACAGCAUCCAGACAGAAAACCCCAGAUGUCAAGAACCCCAAGAAUCUGGAGUAACUCUUAACAAUUUAGUAACGUUGAUUCGACAGCCAUCGGAACUGAUAGGUGUUCCUCUUCAUCAGCAAGAAAACAAGUGUGCUGCAGUAGGGAAAAAUAAGACUGCACCUGCCACGCCUUCUUUACAGUUCACAUACCCAUUAUUUACUAUGAAUGCAUGUUCUACUGCUGGAAGUGCUAAUCCUUCACAAGCACAGAUCUCUGGAACAUCUUGCACUGUUUUGGAAGCUGCCAAACAUCAAGACCUUGGGAUACCCAAGACAUUGUCUUUCUGCUAUCAGGAAAUUGAAUCCACAAAACAGGCAGUAGGUGCUAUGAAUAAAGCUUUGCCUGAGGAAGUUUGGAUUAAAGUUGGAGAUGCCUUAUGCAAGCAAGCGAUAAACAGAAGUUGCAGCCGAAUAAGCCCAUUGGAUCCAAACACAGAUCGCAAACCUCUUGGUGAAAUUCAAAAUAGGCGUGAUGAUAGCCAGAGUAGUGCAUCUGCCCCGGGUCCUUGGCAGUCAGCACAGUCAAAUUCAAGUAUGCAGGUGCAAAGUGGUACACAGGACGGAGUGGCUCAGCGAAGAGAAAGACAUAACCGCAUGGAGAGAGACAGAAGGCGCAGAAUCCGAAUUUGUUGUGAUGAGCUGAAUCUUCUGGUUCCGUUCUGUACCGUUGAUACUGAUAAGGCAACAACUUUACAAUGGACAACUGCGUUUCUGAAGUACAUUCAGGAAAGGCAUGGUGAUUCUCUGAAACAGGAAUUUGAGACUGUGUUCUGUGGUAAAACAGGCAGGAGACUAAAAAUAGCAAGAUCAGACUCAUUUGUAACGUGUCCCGUGCAGGAAAACACGCAUGGCUAUGGAGAGCAAGUAGUCUGAACUGACCGCCUUGAACUGUCUGACAAGUGUGGCUAACAAUGGCCCAAACUAUAUUUUAUUUUCUCCGUUUACAUGCUAAAUAUGAGUUGCAAAAUAUAACUUGUAAAAAUAUAUAAAUAGAGCUUUAAAGAAAACAUUCUUUAUUCAAAAUGGAAAUGAAAGUUAACUACCAGCAAUAGAAAUCAGUGCUCUGUUAAAGGGGCUUUGGGACCAGAAGCUACAAGACAAUGUCAUGACAGCUAAGUAGUUUUCUCCUUUAGUUAUAAAAAAAUUGUUCUUUUUCUGUUCGUUGUUCUGCUUUGGAGUUUUUUUGUUCUGUGGUUUUUUGGGUUUUUUUUCCAAAGAUGAUCCGGUACAGUUAGGAAUAGUUGUAGAACAUCAAUCUGUCCUGUUAUUUUAAUGACUAGAUGCAAAUGUACUCUUCAAGUGUAAAAAGAAAUUAAAGUUACCAUAUUACAAUGCCCAUUUUUUCCAUUAAAAAUGUAAAGGUUAUAUUGGUUGAGUAAGUGCAUAGUUUCUAAACUGUGCUGAUACUAUGAAGUUUACUUUUGCCAUACAUAUUUUAACAUACUUGGCCCUGAAGAGUAAUACAAUGGCGUUAGCAUUUUUUUUAAAAUACAGUACUAUUUUUAAUGUCUAUGACACAACUGUCCAACAGGUUCCUGUAUUGUUACUUUAGUCCAAGAGUGGCAUAUUGUAAACAGUAGAUUAUUUAAAUGCACAAACUAUUUUCAUAUUUAAAGAUAAAUAUGACUCCUUUGUUCAUAGGCUUUAGUGUAUAGGGCAGAAAUAGAAUAGUGUGUGAGCUGAGAGUGGUUUUAUUAAUUUUUAAAAAUAGAUGAUGCUAGCAGGUUUUAAAGUACAAAAAGGUCUCCCAAAAUAAAUACUGUUUUAAAUCACGGAUAUGGACAAUUCUGCAGCAAUUUAUUUCCAAACACUCCUAGUAAAACCAGUUCUGGAAAAUGGAGUUCAGCUGAGUUAAUUUGAUGCGUAUAAUGACACUUACAACAUCACAAAGAAAAGGUUAAAAAAAAUCUCCUU
Gymnogyps californianus (California condor) is the source of this 2780-nucleotide messenger RNA. It is a transcript of the gene TCFL5, whose product is annotated as transcription factor like 5. Gene Ontology annotation, molecular function: protein dimerization activity; RNA polymerase II cis-regulatory region sequence-specific DNA binding; DNA-binding transcription factor activity, RNA polymerase II-specific. The transcript is spliced from 7 exons. The coding region runs from base 156 to 1739 and encodes 527 amino acids. Lineage: Eukaryota; Metazoa; Chordata; Aves; Accipitriformes; Cathartidae. Gene Ontology annotation, cellular component: nucleus. Gene Ontology annotation, biological process: regulation of DNA-templated transcription; spermatogenesis. The record is from RefSeq and is a predicted model, not a curated record.